UGCGAAUUUUAUAAAUCUUACAAAGGAUUCAUCAAGGAACCAUUAAAUGAUGAAGAAGCCAAUUUUCCAAUAGCUUAUAGCAUGUUAAUAUACAAAGAUUAUGAACAAUUCAUUAGAUUAUUCAGAGCUGUUUACAGACCACAGAAUUAUUAUUGUAUACACGUUGAUAAGAAAACAGAUUCAAAUUAUAAAUCAAAUGUUGAAGCUCUUGCUAGGUGUUUUCCCAAUGGAAGAGUCUUUGUUGCUCCGAUAUCUUAUGAUGUUCAAUGGGCCACUUUCACCGUACUACAACCUGAACUUGACUGUAUGAGAGAAUUAAGCAAGAUGCGACCUCUGUGGAAAUAUUUUAUCAAUUUGACCGGCCAGGAAUACCCAUUAAGAACAAACUGGGAACUAAUUCAAAUAUUAAAAAUUUUUGAUGGAGCUAAUAAUGUGGAGGGCACUUUUAAAAGAAGCUACUUGAUUGGCCGAACACAGCAGGUUUCGUUCAACGGGAGUUUAAUGCACUCUGUCAUCCGCAUGUAUCAUGCUCAAAAUCAUCCACCUCGCGGUAUCAUUAUCUGGAAGGGCUCCGUGCAUGUUGUGCUCUCAAGAGCAUUUGUUGAUUUUGCUCUUCAUCACCCAAUUUCCAUUGCUCUGCAGAAUUAUUUGAAAGAUAUCUUUGUACCUGACGAAUACUUUUUCUCCACACUUAAUAAUAACCCUAACUUUGGAGUGCCUGGAAGUUACAAUGAUCCUGUUAACAACCGCUUCAUCGCUCGAUUUAAAAACUGGGGGUAUCCACCAUUUGCUUGGCCAUGUAAAGGUAAAUGGGUUCGCCAAAUUUGCAACUUUGGCGUAGGUGACCUUCCACUUCUUGCUUCCAGAGAUGAGUUAUUUGCUAAUAAAUUUGACUACGAAUUUGAACCAUUGGCUUACAAUUGUAUGGAAGAAUUGUUGUUCAAUAGGACC
Molecule: messenger RNA, 951 nt
Organism: Helobdella robusta
Lineage: Eukaryota; Metazoa; Annelida; Clitellata; Rhynchobdellida; Glossiphoniidae
Exons: 5
Cellular component (GO): membrane
Molecular function (GO): acetylglucosaminyltransferase activity
Source: RefSeq, a predicted model, not a curated record